Messenger RNA from Bombyx mori (domestic silkworm), 4965 nucleotides. It is a transcript of the gene Mrgn1, whose product is annotated as E3 ubiquitin-protein ligase MGRN1. The transcript has 13 exons. Gene Ontology annotation, biological process: protein ubiquitination. NCBI's taxonomy places the organism in Eukaryota, Metazoa, Arthropoda, Insecta, Lepidoptera, Bombycidae. The record is from RefSeq and is a predicted model, not a curated record. Bases 135 to 2150 code for a protein of 671 amino acids. Gene Ontology annotation, molecular function: ubiquitin protein ligase activity. Gene Ontology annotation, cellular component: cytoplasm.
CAAAAGUGUCAAACCCAUACUUCAGUCGAACUCGAACAACAACAGUCAAAACUUGAAAACAAAUCUGAAAGGAAUCAGAAGUGGAACUUAACAUUUUCAUUCACAAUUAACAUUUUGACGAGCAAAGUAUUAUAAUGGGUGUACUAGCGAGUCGCCAGAAUCCAGGACUAGAAGACGCUGAUAUUAUAUCCAACCAUGCCUACAAGUACCCACCGAGAUCCGGUAAUUACUUCGGGAGCCACUUUAUAAUGGGAGGCGAAAGAUUUGAUACUCCACAACCAGAGGCUUACCUCUUUGGUGAAAAUGCUGAUUUGAACUUUCUAGGCAGUAGACCGACUCCGCUCAACGUCUCCAUACUCUUACAGUUCCCUUACCCCCCGCCGCAGUCAAACGAGCCUACGAAAACGCUAAAAAGUCUAGUGAACAUACGUAAGGAGUCGCUACGUUUCAUUCGCUGCCCUGAGCCAUUGAGUAAAUUAGCAGACAACCAGAUUGGUGAUGGUGUUAUGAAAUCACCAGAAUCAAAUGGAAAGGGGACAUACUAUAAUAUAGAGUUUACUUUUGACUGUGACGCUAGAUGCGCUAUCACUGUCCAUUAUUUUUGCACUGAAGAGGUUACUCCUGCUGGUGUUGUAUAUUACCCGCGAGACCCGACAAUGAGUUCGCAAACGUACCACUACAAGAAAGGUGCGAAUCAACAGUUUUGUCAGAUCUCUCACGUGUUUGAUCCCUCGAAAUAUUCAGAAGAAGACCUACUGUACAACGCUGACAAGGAAUUAAUUCCGAUUGCCAUAUAUUGCGUGGUUGAUGAAGGGCAAGACGAAAUAAGGCAGUCCCACACAACCAUUGCGGUAGUCGAGAAACAUUCCGACGGAACGUACGUGUUGAAAGCUUUAAAACAAAAACUGUUUGUUGAUGGCCUUUGCUACCUGUUGCAAGAAAUAUACGGAAUCGAGAACAAAAAUUUGGAUUCUAAGCCGACUUCAGACUCUGAAACUGAAGAGGGCGGGUCGGAAUGCGUGAUCUGCAUGUGCGACACGCGCGACACGCUGAUCCUGCCGUGCCGACACCUGUGCCUGUGCAACUCGUGCGCGGACUCGCUGCGCUACCAGGCCAACAACUGCCCGAUCUGCCGCGCUCCCUUCCGCGCCCUGCUGCAGAUCCGAGCGCUGCAGCGGCGCACGUCGGAGGGGGCGCUGCCGGCGGGGACAGGGGGAGAAUCUCUCCCCCCCGGCUACGAACCGGUGUCACUCAUUGAAGCCCUGAACGGCCCCCAUCCUGCCCGUUCCGCUGCCCCGACCCUCACCCGCACUGCUCCGGCUAUAGCGUCACCGGACACCGACACGGCCUCGCAGGCUGCAGAAAUCCUGAACCGCUGCAACAUAGAGCGCAGCUCCUCCACCAGCCUGGGCAGUAGCGGCAGCCGCAAGGGCAAGUCGGGCUCCAAGGACGACGUCAAGACUUUACGCAGCACGCCGCACGCCCUCACUCCGGAGUUCCGCAUGUCGGUGCUGCUGGCUCGCGAGGAGGAGGCCAAGCGCGCCGACGAGAAGACGGCGGCCAGCAGCCCGCUGCUCCACGACCACAAGCUCAUGAACGGCGAGAACAAGUUCCCGUCGUCUCCCGAUAUGGAGUGCGGGGCGGAGGCGUCGUGCUCGGAGCAGACGGGGGCGGAGCCCGACGCCGACGCCGAGAGACUCUCCCCCCUGCUCACACACACUCUCAACAACAUAAGAAAGCCGGUGGUGUCCCGAGCCUGCAGCGUGUCGAGUCUGGGCGCGGCUCCCGCGGACCCCGCCGGGGACUCCGCCCUCCGACUCUCCGCGCCCGCGCUCGCGCACAUCGACGACAUCGAGGAGCCGCACUUACGGUCUGACGGGGCGGAGUCUCCGGCGCCGGCCGAGGACUCGGACUAUUUCACGCCGGAGGACACGACCACCACGAUACUGACCCUACCCAAAGCCGCCAAGCAUCUAGAACCGCUGAACAACGGCGAGUGUACGCCACAACGCUGGGCGCUGCCGCACCACGUAACAUCUUUACCAGGCACACCACUAAGCCAGUCCAGCGUCCGAUCGUCAGGCGAGUCAUAUAGCUCCACCUCAUCCACUCGACAACUGUUGACGGCUCCUCCGCCGCGCGCUUGUUAAUACCUUGAGCAAUAACUAAAUGGGAAAAUGGCUUGUAUAUUUACAAUACAGCUUCAAUAAUAUUAUAAGAAAAUAGCCAGUUAAAAACGCUUAGGUACUAUUUUUAAGGGUGAAACUAUUUUGGGUGAAAUUCAAACGAAAAUUGCCAUUUUCGCUUCUUUUAAAGUUUGUAGAUAAAAUUUUCCCGAAAACGUGCACCAGUGACAGUGAAAUAUAGAGUCACAUAGGUAUAGAGAUUAUUUAGAAAAUAAAACUUAAAAAAUCGUGAUCGUAAAAGUAAUUUUUUUAAUUUUUUUGUUGCCCAAUAGGCAAUCUACAUACGGCCCACCUGAUGGUGAGUGGUUACCGUCGCCCAUGGACUUCAGCAAUGCCAGGGACAGAGCAAAGCCGUUGCCUACCGUUAAUCUUGUUAAUGCCUUUUUUCUGCGCGCAAUGUAAUACAAAUAUGGGGUCAACGCCGUUGUUUGUCGGAAAAUUACAUCAGUUAUCUUUAGUUUAUUUUUAAAAUAAUCAUUUGUGAAACAAUAAGUAUUACGUAGUAUAACACUACAAAUGAACUCUGUUCUGCUUUGUUAUGAAGAUAGUUAAAGAAAUUUGGAAAUGAAUUAAACCUGUAUUGAAAUUACCAAAAAAUCCGAAUUGUUUUACAUCAUAUGUGUGCGUUAGUGAGAGCUUAGAAAAAAGCUAUUGGAAAUAGUUGUGAGUUUUGCUAGGCUAACUUUUUAAUAAAUUGUUUUUUGAAAUAUUAGUUUAAAAAAAUUAUACUUGACAACUUGAAAGUUAUUAUAAACAUGUAUUUAUAUGUUGCAAACUUUUCGGGAUAGCGUGAAAUAGUUUCGAUUUCAUCUUCUUUAGUUUGACGAUUGUUUUCGAUUGUUUAGUCCGGACUACGGAUAAGAUUAUGAUGAACAUUAAGGCAUGUAAUAUUAGGUAAACAGGAUAAGUUGUUUUUUUUUUGUUGGAAGUUUCUCUAUAUCCUCGGAGAUCUUACCGCUUAGCCAUUAGGAAUGACUUGUAUUCACUAACGAUUUGGAAUGUUUAAUUAAUCGAAAGAAUCUCAUAAGUGUGUAAAAAAUUACAUUCGAGCAAUUGUCUAGUUUCCCGAUUAAACAAUCGAGAUGUUUUUCGAUUUUUUCGAGUCGAUUCUCCGCGGUAUAUAUACGUUGCACCAUUUGCAAGAAGUCACGUUUCCGCUCAUUCUUCGAUUGGACUAACCCUAUACAAGUCGAUCGCGUAAAGAAAUCAUCAUUAAUUCAGCAAACUAAAUGACUAGCGUCUUUGCUCGCCUAUCGCUAGUUUGAACUAAUAUCCACAAGUUCCCACAUUUGGCACCGGCUUUCGAACGGUAAGGCGGUGAGUGAAGUUAUAUUUAGUCUUUUAGCAUCUAUGCAAGAGCGGGAAAAUUCACCUAAAUCAACUAACCUAAAUAAUACAUUCAUUCUAUUAAAGUUAAUAAUAAACUUCUGAUUAAUCAACAUCGUUACACUCUUUACAUAAUAGAGAUGCCUUUUCAACAAUCAUAAUUCAUAAAUGAUAAGUGAAGAUUGCUGAAGGAAUUAGAAUAUCAGCCUAUAAGUAAAUUGUUAGCAUAUCAUCGGCACGGUUUCGUCAAUACUUUGUUUGCUGUUCGUAUUUGCCAGCGGAAGAUAAAAAAGAAUGGUUUGAAUAAAAUAAAUUAUUGAAGUGUCCCAUUGCUCUUUAAUAGUAUAUAGGUAUGAUUAAAACAUUCCAACUCUCUAUAGGUACUCUACAUCUCGCAAUGAACGACAGUGGGGUUGUGGUAUUAGAUCCCCUUCCCCUUCUGCCCUUGCUCGCCCACCUGUCCUUGUGAAACUGGAAAGGCCUCAGGGCACCAGUAAACUCUCAAACAUAAAAAAAUAUUUAAAUCUGCCCAAAAUAGUAUAAUCAUGGAUGUCUUUAGAACAUAUUUAACACGUUGACUGCCAUGUAGGUCACCGGUGCCCUACGUGGCGUCAUGAACUAUUUUUGUCGAUUUAUCUCAUCUCAUCUCAAUAAGACGUCGGAAUUUCUAGUAAAAUCUGGGAAAGACGAAUCCGAAGUACUGAGAAUGAGACCUAAAAGACUAAACUAUACAUUAAAAACAAAAGGAGGCAAAGUUAGGCAAUGCAGACGCUUAGUAACAGAAAUCGCAAUAAUUACUUCAGUGCGCCGCGUAAGGCAUCAAUGACCUACAUGACAAUCAACAUGUUAAACACUAUAAACUUAGUCUGACUUUUCUCUGAGAACUUAUGUGGAACCAUUAAUUUCCGGAUACCCUCUACUGAUACGCUGCAUGUCGUAAGUUGAUGGUACUAUAGCAGGUACCUCCCCAAGACUAUCAACAAGAACUUUAUCAAGUUUCAUCACAAUUAUAUAAAUGCUUAAGGGAUAGACAGAGGACGUAAAUUCAUUUCAGUUGAUAGAUCGCUUUUUGCAUUAUUAUAAAGUGUAUCAAAUUCUUGUAAUGAUAAGAUUUGUUUGUAGUGCAAAACGAUUUUUAUUACUACAUAGAAUUAAGAAUUUCAACAAGAAUUUCAUAUAAACUUAUGCAAUUAUGAAACCAAAUUAUCGUUUAAGUCAGUUACUAAGAUCAUUAGGUCUGCCUGACUGUUACAAUAAAUGAUAUUUUAUGUUAUAUACUUAGUAGACUGAUUGUAAAUCUCAAUCGUUAAUGCUUUAGGCAUCUUUGUAAUCUUUAAUAGGGGUGCAGUGCUUUUUUGACAUACAUAUAUUAUACAAAUAGUAAAAUAAGCCUGUAUUAUUUGCUUUAGGAUUAAGUCAUUGUAUUUUUUAAAUAAAAUAUUUUUUUACAGAA